AUGCUCAAAUAUACCUACAAGAGCAGUGAUGAGAGUAGGGAGAAGGGUGAUGAGAGUAGGGAGAAGGGUGAUGAGAGUAGGGAGAAGGAUGAUGAGAGUGGGGAGAAGGGUGAUGAGAGUAAGGAGAAGGGUGAUGAGAGUAGGGAGAAGGGUGAUGAGAGGAGAAGGAAGAAGGGUGAUGAGAGUAGGGAGAAGGGUGAUGAGAGUAGGGAGAAGGGUGAUGAGAGUAGGGAGAAGGAUGAUGAGAGUGGGAAGAAGGGUGAUAAGAGUAAGGAGAAGGGUGAUGAGAGUAGGGAGAAGGGUGAUGAGAGUAGGGAGAAGGGAGAUGAGAGUAGGGAGAAGGGAGAUGAGAGUAGGGAGAAAGGUGAUGAGAGUAGGGAGAAGGAAGAAGGGGAGAAGGGUGAUGAGAGAACGGAGAAGGGAGAUGAGAGUAGGGAGAAGGGUGAUGAGAGUAGGGAGAAGGGUGAUGAGAUUAGGGAGAAGGGUGAUGAGAGUAGGGAGAAGGGUGAUGAGAGUAGGGAGAAGGGCGAUGAGAGUAGGGAGAAGAGAGAUGAGAGUAGGAAGAAGGGUGAUGAGAGUAGGGAGAAGGGUGAUGAGAGCAGGGAGAAGGGUGAUGAGAGUAGAGAGAAGGGUGAUGAGAGUAGGGAGAAGGGUGAUGAGAGUAGGGAGAAGGAUGAUGAGAGUAGGGAGAAGGGUGAUGAGAGUAGGGAGAAGGGUGAUGAGAGUAGGGAGAAGGGUGAUGAGUGUAGGGAGAAGGGUGAUGAGUAG
This is a messenger RNA of Closterium sp. Naga37s-1, 768 nucleotides long. The record is from the annotation of a GenBank genome assembly. Lineage: Eukaryota; Viridiplantae; Streptophyta; Zygnematophyceae; Desmidiales; Closteriaceae.